UGCUUCCCAACAAAAACCUAUGUUAAUCUGUUUUCUCAAAACGCGUACAAUGCUAAGUCGUGAAAGCGUUUCUAAUGGCGAUCUCUCUGCAGAUUCACAUAUUUGAGUAGCCGUUGGAAUUUUACUAUUUCGCUCCCACUCUCACUCUCACUCUUUUUUUUUGGCUGCCGAAUUAAUCUCAUAAAACCUGUUCAAUUUUCGUUGAUCUUAUCAUUUGGGAAAUUCUCACAAGCUGUUGCAGAUGCAGAAAUUGUGUGUGUAUGUUGGAGUGAGUUAGAGGUUGGCAGAGCUUGGUUACGCUGAAGGUGGUCCGUGUUGGCUUGGGGAUGAAAUUAUUUUGAUCCAUUUGAACUCUGAGAGGAAGGCAUUAAAUUUUCACAUGGGGUAUUGGUUAAAGAUGGAUGCUGGACUGAGUCACACUUUACAUCCUGGACCCAUAGACGAUUCCAUACUUACUUUACAGGAUCAUCACAGAUCUACCGCAAUAUGGGAUGGUCAGGACUUUGAGCCUCUGACCUGUAGGAGAUGUGAUGGCCACUUCUGGCGUCUUGGUGCUUUGGACCCUCAAGUGCAGCAACUCAUGCUGCAAGCAGGUUUUUAUGGGGUGUACAAGGCAGGUCGUAUACGACUAGAUCAUGCUUUGAUAACAGCAUUGGUCGAGAGAUGGCGCCCAGAGACACAUACUUUCCAUUUGCCAGUUGGUGAGGCCACUGUUACCUUACAGGAUAUUUCUGUGUUGUGGGGUCUACCUGUAGACGGUGAUCCUAUCACUGGUGUCGAUACAAAUCGGUCUAUGGAGGAGUGGCAGGAUAUAUGUAAUGAACUUUUAGGAUUCAAACCACCUCCAGAGGAUUUUGAUCGUGGCCGUCUUAAGAUCCGAUGCUUACAGGAGAGAUUUAAGACAUUACCUGAAGGUGCAUCAAAGGAUACAAUGCAGUUUUAUGCUAGAGCAUACAUUUUGCAGCUUCUUGGGGGGCAAUUAUUGUCAGACAUGUCUAAUAAUAAGGUGAAGUUGAUGUACUUGCCCCUGCUUAGGGAUUUUGAGGCUGCUGGCAGACUAAGCUGGGGUAGUGCUGUGCUCUCUUGUCUUUACCGUGCUUUGUGCCGAGCAACCAAGCCUGAGACUUCGGAUAUAUGCGGUCCACUAGUACUUUUGCAGAUUUGGGCAUGGGAGAGAGUUCCCUUCAUCCGUCCUGGGAGGUUAGUACCCCAACAGCAGCCACCUCCUGAUAUGGUUUCUGGAGAGCAUCCUUUGCCUGCUGCCCCUUAUGGUUCCAGGUGGAAUAUUGGUUUCAAGUUGGAUAGUGUGGGAACACAUGUUUUAGUGUUAUACAGAGACCAACUAGAUAAUAUGAAGGAUGACCAGUUUGUAUGGGAGCCAUACCCCGAUGAUGUCUUGGCCAGCCUUCCUCAGUAUUGCAUAUCAGGUAGAAGAAUUUGGCAGACGGUGUCUCCUCUCAUCUGCUUUGAUGUGGUGGAGUUCCACCAUCCUGACCGUGCUCUACGCCAGUUUGGGCAGCAACAAACUAUCCCUGCUGUUUGUGACACUAUCCCAGAUAUCCAUUUGACUGAUCGUCGGGGAAGACAAAAUUACGACUGGGCCCAUCAUCACAGGCAGUUUGUUGAUAUGUGGACAGACCGGUUUGCUCGCAUUAUUUCUACACCUCCCAUUGAUGGUCCGAUGGAUCAGGGUGAUCCAUAUAUGUUGUGGUACCAACGCAUUACCCGUCUCUUGAUUGGAAAUCCUGCUAUUCGUCCAAAUACUGGAUAUCAGGGAGUUGGGGGUGCUAUGGAGUCAAUGGCCCAGAGCUUACAAAGAAUAUACCAUCGUGCCAGCGAUGCUAUGUACCAAGGCCAUGAGGUCACAGGGCAUGAUGUUCUCAGAGAGAUUCAGGAUAUAUGUGUAUAUUCACUGAGGGCAGCUCACGAGGACCACCGCCUCGCUGAAUGUCGCGACGCAAACCUAAAAGCUGCAUCCUCAGCUAUUCCACCAAAGGUACAGAGAGGUAGACCAAAGAAGAGAGGAGGGUUUGCAGGAGGAUCAGCUAGUGAGAGCCGAAGAAGAAUUCCACACUUACCAGUUACACCAUCCACUUCACUGGCACAGUAUAAUUCUCCAUCGCAGUCAAAUUUUCUUCCUGCAAAUGGUGAACUUCCAGAUACGCCACAGACAUGGGAUUCUUCACUAAAUUCUCCCGAUUUCCAAGAUCCGAACAUGAUGCAAAUGAAUUUGGAAGUUGCAGAUAGUUUGAAGCAAGAGGCUGCGUCAGUGUCAUUGGACCUUGCAGAAAACCCCAUCUUACAGGCCCUUGGGAAGAUUCGUGACAUUUGUGCAUCUGCUUUGCAAAUGACUAAUGGGAACCAGUCUUCGCUAUUGACACAGUCUGCCAUCUCAGUGGGUCCUAAGACAAAGCGAUGUAAACCGAGGAGGAGAGGUGGAAUUAGUGGACGACUGGUGAGUACAGGCGGUGACUUGGGAUCGUAUUAUCCAUCUUCACUAGGAUCAGCAUCACCAACACCAUCUUCUUCAUUGGGACCAAAUACUUCACGACCACACGAAAUUGUGGAUCAGGAUUUCGAGCCCUUCACUACACCACUCAUGGGGGACUCCCCACUGCCAGAAUUACAUGACACCAUGCAAUCAGAGAUGAUUGAGUUGGAUGACAUAACUGGAAGUAGAGAAGCUUCGCCAUAUGCUGCUAAUCCAUCAACGUCAGAGCCACAAUUCUGUCCCCGCGGUGACCAAAGUUCAGUUCCUCAGUUGACCAACAUGACACCCAAUUUUUUGAGGGAGGAUACUGCACCAGAACCAUUGGAUUCUUCUUGUACUGCACAGGUGGAUGCCAGACAGGUAGAGAACAUGGAUGGAGGCAUUGAAGUCUCACCACCCACACCUGACCCUCAAGUAUUGGAGCUACAACAUUCUCAGACUUUUGAAGAACCAGACUCCAAACCUGAAAUGCUCGAUGAGACUUCCUACACUAAAGGCAAUUCAGUGGUCUCUCAAUUUUCUCUGCAAGAGCAUAAAGUGUUGCCCGUGCAUCCAGACUCUGAUAAGGUGGCGAUGCAGGUUGAUGGACCAGACACUUACUCCGAGUCUGACCCUCCUACUGAAGCCCCUGUGACAUUGGACUCCACCAUCCCUUCAAAGAAAGAUGCGAGCCUCUCUCAGCAUGGUAAUCUGAGUACACCGGAAUCUUCUUCAUUGAAGACUCCAGUGACAUCUGUGCAUUCAGUUGAAGCAAUGCAGGGAGAUACGCCAGAUGCUGAUUCUGUACAAAGUGAUGGUGGCAAAAGGAAAGAACGUGCCCCAGACUACAUUGCUUUUGUAGGUUCAAGUCAUACAAGUGAUAAUGCCACAAGUUCGUGUGAUCUGGAUAUUGUUAAUGAUGAUGGCAAAACGAUAGCUAAGCCUCUGAAUGAGGAAGAGUUGAAGCUUACUCAGGCGGAUCCAGCAGCAGUGACAGAAGAUGGCCAGAAGAAAUACAAGAGACAAAGGCGAGUUCCAUCAAAACUAAGAUAGGGACUGGCUUGGCACAUAAUUUAACUUAUUUGGUGAUUGGAAGUGAUGAUAAACUUAUAACUAAUACCCGUUUCUCCAUAAAACAUUGUGUAUUAGGAUGAUCCUAUGUAAAUGAAUGAUUUUUAAGUUUUGAAGUGGAUAACAGGAUCCUCCUUUCGUUGAAACAAAUGUGGUCAUAAAUAUUUCUGUUGUAUGAAUAUGAAAAGAAUGCAACUUUCAGCAUGCUUACUUAUUUUGUCAU
Molecule: messenger RNA, 3764 nt
Organism: Olea europaea var. sylvestris
Lineage: Eukaryota; Viridiplantae; Streptophyta; Magnoliopsida; Lamiales; Oleaceae
Exons: 9
Coding region: 380-3523 (1047 amino acids)
Biological process (GO): meristem development; meristem maintenance
Source: RefSeq, a predicted model, not a curated record